This is a messenger RNA of Ctenocephalides felis (cat flea), 340 nucleotides long. RefSeq lists its product as uncharacterized. The transcript has 2 exons. Bases 32 to 340 code for a protein of 102 amino acids. Lineage: Eukaryota; Metazoa; Arthropoda; Insecta; Siphonaptera; Pulicidae. The record is from RefSeq and is a predicted model, not a curated record.
AGAAGCCAAUGCACCCAGCACGAGUCACCUUAUGGCGCGGAUUUUGGUCUGGUGGAAUCAUCGGCUAAAAUUUUUCUUUAAAAUUGAAGAUAAAACCGGAGGAGUGACCCUCAAAGGUGUAACGAGCGCCAUUUCCAAACCAGCCAGCCCAGUUUACUUAGGUUUGUGUAUCAAAAUUGAAGAUGGAUCAUUUGAGCCAAUGCUGAUUAUUCCUUAUUCUGUACCUCCUGAAUUUGCUGAUGUCAUGAAAAUGGUGCCACCAGCAACAAACACAGAACCAAUUGAAGCUAAUAAUUUGACUAUACAAAAUGAAGAAAUGCCACCACCAGAUCAGAACUAA